CAAAGAGAUAGAGAGACGUAGACACAGAAAGAGUGGGAGCGAGAGAGAGAGAGAGAGAGAGAAAGAAGGAAGCCAUUUUGGUUCCUCAGUGACAUGUCCGCCUGCUUUCUGCUUUCUUCUCUCUGGUUUCUGCUCGUGGAAAGACCCUUGCAGACACAGAAAGCGGCAGGUCAAUUUUUUUGAGGAAGUAAAACUUUGUGGCAGUUAUUUGAUUUUCUGAGAAUCAUCGAGAAAAGUUUGGUUUUGCGUUUCGCAGGAAAGAGCGGCAGAGAAGGGAGUGAGGCCUGUAAACCUCUGACUGAAGAAGAGCAGCAGGACUGGGAAAUAAAAGACUUGUCUUUAGGUGAUCCACUCAGAUGGUCUCCUCUCGUUAACGGUCUUUGGUUUGACUUUACGUUGAGGACACAGGAUGAGCUCUGAUCGAGUGCCGUCCAGGGCGGAGGUGACGGGGUGGAGCCCACAGCAGCUGGCAGACUACCUGAAGAGGAUGAAUCUAUCUGGCUGUGAUAAGGUGGUACUGAAGCACUCCAUCAGCGGCUCCAGAUUUGUGAACCUGAGUGAGAACGACCUCCAGAAAUUCCCCAAACUUCAUGCUCCGAUGAUCUCUAAGAUCAGCACUGAAAUCAGCAAGAAGGAGGAGAAGAGAGGCCUGUUUGGUAAAAAACCAACGCCCAAAUAUCAUGAACCAGAUGUGGCUGCUGAUGUUCAGGGCUGGGGUGAAGACGAGUUUGAUGAUGAAGAAUUUGAUGAUGACUACGAGAGUCCGUACAGUGGUGAUGAGGAGGGCAGCGGAGGAGAUUACGAGUCCCCAAACGAUGACCAGGACUGUGCCAAUGAUUAUGAGCCUCCACCCACCGAGCCUCCAGAGGACCUGGCCCUCAAGCUGUGCCCCACCCUGCCCAUUGGAGACAGUGAUUAUAUCGAUAACCAUGUGUCAUCCCGAGGCCCGCCCCCUGCUGUGUGUCCCCGCCCCCCAGCCUCCACCCUUUCUGCACCCUCUCCCCGCAUGCCGGGAGAGUCACUGUCCUCUAGAAGAGACCACUCUCCACACUGCGGGGGGAGAAAAUUUCCUCCAGGGCCGCCGCAGAUCUUUCGUGAAAACAAACCAGGCAGAAGUUCAGGAUCCAACCCGUCCCCUGUCAGAGGAACUAAUCGCAACACAGUGGAAAGGGGGGGGACGCAGCCUUGGAGGCCUCAGACGGACACUCCGGAUCCUCCCAGCUGGUCCAAACCUCCUGUUCUUCCUCCGUCCUCCACUUCUGUCAGCAGGAGCAACUCCGCAGCCAGACCUCCUGCCAGCAGGUUUGAUCCAAGGAGGGAGCAAACACAUGAUGAAGCACUGAAACACAACACCUUCCCCCUCCACAAUAAAAGUCUGCCACCCCGUCCUGGACCCCACGGGCUCCCCUCACGGCAAGCAGACAGUUUGCCUCCCAGCAUUCCCUCUGCAGGUUCUCUGCCUCACAAACUGCAAUCUGCGAUUGCUGAACAGAGAGGCAGUUUUAUAGGAUCAGACAGACCGUCGUUUCGUCCUUCUCUACCCACAACAGCACCGAAACAGGACCUGGACCCGCGCUGGUAUGUGGGUAAAGUGACCAGAGGUCAGGCAGAAGGAUGUCUGAAACAAGUCCACAAGGACGGGGCGUAUCUGGUGAGGGACAGCACCCGGCAGCUGGCCAAUCAGCCCUUCACCCUGAUGGUCUACUACCAGGACAAAGUCUACAACAUCCAGAUCAGACAGCAGAACCAGAAGUUCCUGCUGGGAACCGGACUCAAAGUCCAGGAGUCUUUCCCCUCAGUGAGUGACAUCAUCGGCCAUUACUCCCAGUCUCCUCUGCUCCUCAUCGACGCCAAGAACCGCACCUCCAGCCAACAGAACCAGUGUCUGCUCUCUGACCCAGCCGGAUACUACAUGACCAGACAUUAAACGUCCUGACCAGAUAAACCGGAGCACAGAACUAAACCAGAGAGAAACCCGACAGGCAGAAUUCAGAUGAAUGUUCACUUCAAAUGUUACAUUAGCAGGAGCGUUGAUAUGUUUGUGUUGUUCGUGUCAAGUUUUUUUUUCUGUUUUAACAAAUGACAAAUGUCAGAUUUUUGCACACGUUGCUUCAUUUGCUUAUUUUGACCAUUUACAAACUACAGUUUCAUCACUGUGUCAGCUCUCUGUUCUUUGAGUUUGAAAGGUUGGAGACUGUGGAAAAAGUGUUAAAUGUAAAUGUUGAAUCUAAAUCGAAAUGUUUGAUCUAAAUUUUUUGUCUGAAAGAUUUUAAUUUACCAUUUAAAUUUAGAUACAACAAUUAGAUUUAGAUUUAACAGUCAACAUUUGAUUCUAUAUUAACAUAUAACACUGAACAUUUAAAUGUAAUAUUGAGAUUUCUAUGUAAUAUUCAGAUUUAACAUUUAAAUUUAAUAUUUAACAUUUAGAUUUAGUUGUAAUAUUUAGAUUUACAAAGUUAGCAUUUAAUAUUCAAAAUUUAGAUUAACAUUAGAUAUUAAGAUGCAACAUUUACAUUUUACAGAGAUUAAGAUAUAAUUUUUUCAAACAUUUAACAUUUAGAUUUCAAAUUUGAAUUUAAAUGUAACAUUUAGAUUUAACAGUUAACUUUUAACAUUCAAUGUUUAGAUUUAAUAUUCAACAUUUAGAUUUAACAGUCAGCAUUUAACAUUUAGAUUUAAUUUUUAAAAUUUAGAUUCAACACUAACAUUUAACAUUUAGAUUUAACAUUCAAAAGUUAGAGCCAAUAUUUACAUUCAACAUUUGAACAUUUGAUGUUAAAUAUUUUAUUUUGAUCUAACAGUUAACAUUUAGGUUUAAUAUUCAAAAUUUACAUCCAACAUGUAUUAACAUGUAUUAACAUGUAACAUGAAUUGAAAAUGAAAUGAAAUGAAAUGAAAAAAAUGAGCUAAAUAUUUAAAAUACAUCAGAAAAUUGUAAAUAAAUGUUUACAUUCCGCGCUCCAUAUGAGACAAUAAACCUUUCAAUAAAAAGUCUAAAACAUUUCCGAUCGGAGGUUUUAGAUUUAAAUGUACAUCAGUACAUGAUUUUGGAUAAAUGCUGUAUGUCUACAGCAUUUAGUUAAAGUACAUUCCACAUUCAAACUAUGCAUGUUAAUGGCUAAAACCUUCCUUGUUCUGUCUUCAGCUAAGCUAAAAAAAAUAUCCCAGGUUUCAUGAUUGUAGCUCCAUUUUGUUUGUUACAGAUGAAGUCUCAAAGUCUUCCAGUAUUCAGGCUCCAUUUUGUGCCUUCUGUUUGGGACGUUUUCAAUUCAAUGUCAAUGUGUCAGAUUUGACUUGUUUGUCCCUCAGCUGUUUCAUUAAAACCUUGUGAAAAC
Messenger RNA from Epinephelus fuscoguttatus (brown-marbled grouper), 3335 nucleotides. RefSeq names its product lymphocyte cytosolic protein 2a (gene lcp2a). The transcript is spliced from 21 exons. Lineage: Eukaryota; Metazoa; Chordata; Actinopteri; Perciformes; Serranidae. The record is from RefSeq and is a predicted model, not a curated record. Bases 410 to 1927 code for a protein of 505 amino acids. Gene Ontology annotation, molecular function: protein binding. Gene Ontology annotation, biological process: cell surface receptor protein tyrosine kinase signaling pathway; intracellular signal transduction.